AUGGACACCUUCAAUGCCACUCCGUUGGCUUGGCCAGCCAGAUUGGUGGAAGAGCCAAUUCAGAAUGACAAACUAUUUGUCUACCUUGGCUCAGCCGCUGUCAUCUUCCUCAUCUAUCUCUAUAGUGGACGCAAAUCUACUCCUUUGCCACUCGUGAACCCCAGCGGACGUUGGGAGCUUACUAGGAACCGCACCAACAAAGAAUGGUUGGCCAAGGCAAAGGAGAUUAUUAUGCGAGGUGUCGAGAGUUUCCCAGGGAAGCCGUUCAAUAUGAUGGCGGCUGAUGUGGGUAUGACGACUGUGGUUCCUCCUGAGUUUGCUCAUGAAAUCAGGAACAACCCGAAUCUGAGCUUUGUUGAGUUUAUGGCACAUCUCUUCUUUAGCAACCUUCCUGGAUUUGAGCCAACAAGAGAGGGCAUGUUUGACAAUGAUAUCGGUAUUGUUGUUAUUCAAAAGUACUUGACGAGCUUAGCUCGUAUGACGGAACCACUUUCACAAGAAACCGAGUAUGCCCUUCCCGACAUUUAUACUGAAAAUGAAGAAUGGCAUGAUGUGAAUCUGAGAAACACCAACCUGGCCCUCGUUGCUCGUCUCUCCUCGCGCAUUUUCCUCGGCGAAGAACUCUGCCGUAAUGAAGACUGGCUGCGAAUCACUGUCAACUACACAGUCGAUUUGAUGAAAGCCGCUGAACAGCUUCGCCAAGUCCCUGGCCCUCUCCGUCGUCUUGUCCAUUGGAUCUUACCCGAAGCCAAGAAGCUACGUGCCGAGGUGAAACAAGCCGGUGACAUAAUCCGUCCUAUUCUGGAGAAACGCCGCAAGGAAAAGGCCUCCCACUUGGCCCAAGGAAAGGAACCAGUUGAGUACUACGACGCCAUUGAGUGGUUUGAACAGAUUGCCGAGGAGAAGCAGCGGCUGUAUGACCCGGAGAUUGUGCAGCUGUUUUUGAGCACUGUUGCCAUCCACACUACGAGUGAUCUCUUGACUGUGACUAUGUUUGACAUUGCAAGGAACCCUGAAAUAAUCGAGCCCCUAUGUGAUGAGAUUAGGAGUGUGCUGCAGAAUGGAGGAUGGAAAAAGACAUCUCUCCACGACAUGAAGCUUAUGGACAGCGUCAUUAAGGAAAGUCUGCGAUUGAAGCCCAUUGGUCUCGUCUCCAUGCGCCGUGUUGCCACGUCUCCUGUGACCCUCUCAGACGGAACCUACUUUUCCAAGGGCACCAAGCUGGCUGUUUCAUCCCACAAAAUGUGGGAUGCAAGCGUCUACCCCGAGCCCCAGAAAUGGGACGGCCAUCGCUUCCUCAACAUCCGUGAGACGCCCGAAUCGGCCAACACAUCUCCGGUCAAAGGCAAGGAAACGCUGCUGGUCAGCACUAGCGAGCGGCAUCUCGGGUUUGGCCACGGCAAGCAUGCCUGUCCCGGGAGAUUCUUUGCGGCCAGCGAGCUCAAGGUGGCGUUGGCGCAUAUUCUGAUGAAGUACGAUUUCAAGGUGCCCGAGGGAGUGGAAGUGAAGCAUCGCAUCACGGGGGCUAGUUAUUACGCGGAUCCUUUUGCCACGCUGUCGCUUAGACGACGGAAGGAUGAGUGGUGA
This is a messenger RNA of Trichoderma virens Gv29-8, 1587 nucleotides long. RefSeq lists its product as uncharacterized. NCBI's taxonomy places the organism in Eukaryota, Fungi, Ascomycota, Sordariomycetes, Hypocreales, Hypocreaceae. The coding region runs from base 1 to 1587 and encodes 528 amino acids. The transcript is spliced from 5 exons. Gene Ontology annotation, molecular function: monooxygenase activity; oxidoreductase activity, acting on paired donors, with incorporation or reduction of molecular oxygen; iron ion binding. The record is from RefSeq and is a predicted model, not a curated record.